Messenger RNA from Dentiscutata heterogama, 1247 nucleotides. The record is from the annotation of a GenBank genome assembly. NCBI's taxonomy places the organism in Eukaryota, Fungi, Glomeromycota, Glomeromycetes, Diversisporales, Gigasporaceae.
AAGAAGGUCGAAACUGUCGAGAAGUUGAGUCUAGAGGUUAUAAUGAAGAGGAAGAUGAGUUAAAUACCCACGAAGAGUAUCAAGAAUUACUAGAAGAAUUAACCAGGAAGUCAAAGAGUGUAUUAACCUGGAAUAAUUAUGACGCCAUUGAGGAAUCGUGGUGGUCAGACGACGAAUAUGAGAAAAACCAUCCGAACUUAGAUGAAACAUAUGGCAUAGAACCGCCAAAGUGGGGAGAACCAGUGUAUGGAACUGAAUUUAGUGACGACGAGAGUGAUUGGGAUAAUGACAAACCCUAUGAAGCAAAAACAUGGUUAGGGGCUGGAGAAGCAUGGUGGAACUUAGAAGAAAAAGAAAAAGGUUCCGAGCAAGAAUGGGAAGAUUGGUACGGACCCCAAGAAGAGGUUUCGAACAGUAAUGGAGGAAGAGUACCUGACCUCAGACUCUUAACAAGCCCUUUCCCUAAUCCCGGAGAAAAUUCGGGAAGAAGAUUUGUGAUUGAGGAAUAUUGUAGAGAACUAGAGCACCGAGAAUUGAUCCUAGAUGUGCUGCUAGAAUCGGGAGUUGGAUUUGCCCCGAGAGAAGAUAGUACAAUCCAGAGCGAGUCAGAGUUAGAAGAUAAUAAAGAGAAUACAAACCUCGAACCCGAUGAUGAAAAAGGUGACAAAUUUUGGCGAGGAGCAUGGAACGAUGACGAAGAAACCAUAAUCACCCAAGAAGGAGAAGAUGGAUGUCACAAACUAAAAGAAGAGAGUGAGGCCUUUAUAGUAAAAAUAGAGGAUGAUAAAGAACAGACAAGAAGUAUUAAAAUGGAAGAUAACCCACCCGAGCCUACCGAGCUAAUUCCUAAUGAAAUGGGCAACCAAUGCGCUGAACUUUACCUACCUGAACCAUCCUACGGAAGGAUAUUUCAUGUAUAUUUCCACCCAAUGAAGUUAGAACACUUCGCUUUGGAAGUGAUAAACCGAGGCAAAACCAUUUACCUGAUGGAGCAAUUUGGCUACCGACUUAUCGCGCACGACCCAAGGAACCUAUUGACCCUAAAAGAAUGGAUUGUGUCCGGUGCACAACAAGAGUUAGCACGAAGAGAAUAUUUAAUGGCAACCGGAAUUGAUUUAGGUUCAAUGGAACUAAUAAAUGUCGAAGCCGUCAAUACCUACCAGAACGAACAACUGCGUGACCAUCGUAGGUUCAUUAUCCUAGAACCAGCAGUUCCCGGAGCCAAUGCAACGCUCAUGGAACUAUAA